Molecule: messenger RNA, 1050 nt
Organism: Polypterus senegalus (gray bichir)
Lineage: Eukaryota; Metazoa; Chordata; Cladistia; Polypteriformes; Polypteridae
Gene: syf2
Product: SYF2 pre-mRNA-splicing factor
Exons: 7
Coding region: 62-781 (239 amino acids)
Cellular component (GO): catalytic step 2 spliceosome; Prp19 complex; post-mRNA release spliceosomal complex
Source: RefSeq, a predicted model, not a curated record
AUCUCGCGAGGGGGAGUAAACAGACCACAUCACUUCCGUUCUUUUCUACAACAGUAAAAUCAUGGCGUCUGCUGGAGAGGUUUCAGCAUCGGUAAGUGAAUCUGAACUGUCCUUUCAGAGCACUGCUGCCCAGAAAAGGGAAGAACGGUUAAGAAAAUUCAGAGAGCUUCACUUUAAAAGGAAUGAAGCCCGGAAGCUUAACCAUCAAGAAGUUGUGGAAGAAGACAAAAGACAGAAACUACCUACAAACUGGGAAGCAAAGAAAGCACGCCUAGAAUGGGAACUAGCUGAAAAUGAAAAGAAAAAGGAGUGUGCUGCAAAAGGGGAAGAUUAUGAAAGAGUGAAACUUAUGGAAAUCAGUGCAGAUGAUGCUGAUAGAUGGGAAAGAAAGAAAAAGAAGAAAAAUCCAGAUCCAGGUUUUUCAGAUUAUGCAGCCGCUCAGUUGCGUCAGUACCAGAGGCUCACCAAGCAGAUUAAGCCAGACAUGGAAGAGUAUGAACGUCAAAGAGAAGAGUGUGGUGAAGAUUUUUAUCCUAGUGCAAACAGCCUGCUACAUGGAACACAUGUUCCUUCAGUGGAGGGAAUUGACAGGAUGGUAGCUGAUGUGGAAAAACAGAUCGAGAAGAGAGGAAAAUACAGCCGGCGAAGGGCUUACAAUGAUGAUGCAGAUAUCGAUUAUAUUAAUGAGAGGAAUGCUAAAUUCAACAAGAAGGCUGAAAGGUUCUAUGGAAAAUAUACAGCAGAAAUCAAGCAGAAUUUGGAAAGAGGCACUGCUGUCUAAUCUUUUGGACUCAUUUAAUUAGUAUUCUGUUCUGUAAAGUUUAGAACUGUACAAGUUCAGUUUUGUAUUUUGUUUGCUCCAGCAGAUAGAAACUUGCUCAACUAUACAGUCUCCCCAUUUAUGUUGUAAAUGAAUUAUGGUUUAGCAGUUUUUUGGGUCAUACUAUACAGUCUCCCCAUUUAUGUUGUAGAUGAAUUAUGGUUUAGCAGUUUUUUGGGUCUUGUAUGAAUAUCUUAUUUCUCCCAAAUACAAUUUUGUUACAGAAAUUG